Anopheles marshallii is the source of this 576-nucleotide messenger RNA. It is a transcript of the gene Coq7, whose product is annotated as 5-demethoxyubiquinone hydroxylase, mitochondrial. NCBI's taxonomy places the organism in Eukaryota, Metazoa, Arthropoda, Insecta, Diptera, Culicidae. Gene Ontology annotation, cellular component: mitochondrial inner membrane; nucleus. The coding region runs from base 1 to 576 and encodes 191 amino acids. The record is from RefSeq and is a predicted model, not a curated record. Gene Ontology annotation, molecular function: 3-demethoxyubiquinol 3-hydroxylase activity. Gene Ontology annotation, biological process: ubiquinone biosynthetic process; regulation of reactive oxygen species metabolic process; determination of adult lifespan. The transcript is spliced from 2 exons.
AUGUUACAAAUAACGAGAGGCGUUCACACCGGUCGUGAACUGCUGUCACAGCGCUGUUCGAAGUUGAUCGACAGCGUUAUCAGAGUGGACCAUGCCGGUGAGCUGGGAGCGAACCAAAUAUACCGUGGACAGAUGGCAGUUCUUGGACAUACCAAGGCGGGCAAAACCAUCCAGCACAUGUGGGAACAGGAGAAAGCCCACAAGGAAGAGUUCGAUCGGUUAAUCAACAAGUAUCGCGUCCGGCCGACGGCACUGCUACCGUUCUGGAACGUGGCCGGGUUUGCGCUCGGUGCCGGUACGGCACUGCUCGGCGAAAAGGCCGCUAUGGCGUGUACGGUGGCGGUAGAAUCGGUCAUCGUCGAACACUACAACGACCAGCUGCGCAAGCUGAUGGACGAUCCGAGCUUCACCGAUAAGGAGUUGCUCGAUACGAUUCAGCGCUUCCGGGACGAGGAGCAAGAGCAUCACGAUACGGGCAUAGAGCACGGCGCGGAACAAGCCCCGUUCUAUCGUGCACUGACGGACGUCAUUAAGUUUGGUUGCCGUACAGCGAUCAAAAUUGCAGAAAAGGUGUAA